AUGAGCGCACCCGUCGACCAGGACGCGCCGCCCAGAGAUGAGGCAGAGGCCUCGACCCUCCACGUACGGGCGCUGGUAGCCGCCGCCCAGCAGCAGAGGACGCGGCGUCGCAGGGGAUCGCUCAGGAAGGUUGCGCUCCUGGGGAGAGGCGCACAGCGCGACAGGAGAGAGGGCAGGCCGCUGGCCAUUGAUACCGAGGCCAUCGCGGACGCGCCCAUUGCCGAGUCUGCUCGCUUUGGUCCGGCUUCUGCCUCGGGGACCACGGCGCACGACGCCCUUGGACUCAACAUUUCCCCCAUCUCAUCCCCGACAAGUGAAUAUCCUAAUCCCAUCGGCUCGCCAACUUCCUCGGCGUGCUUCGAGCCCGGGCAGGCGGACAUGUACAGCUUCACGACAGACGAAGAAGACCUGCUGCAGCUGGAGACUCAUGCCUCUCAGGCCUUGCGAUCCAGCCUCCCUCUGUCAUCCGGGUCCGAGUCCUACUACGCCGGGCGAGUCGCCUCCGAACGCCGGCAAAAGGCCAAGUCUCCUCUCUCCUAUUCCGCCUCGACGCUGCCUCAGCCAGCUGUGGGCUGGGACUAUUCCGAGACUGAGUGGUGGGGCUGGGUUGUGUUGACUGUAACUUGGUUUGUCUUCGUCAUGGGCAUGGGCUCUUGCUUUGACGUCUGGAGCUGGGCGUGGGAUGUAGGUAAGACGCCAUAUGCACCGCCCGAGCUUGAAGACGACCCUACUCUACCAAUCGUGGGUUACUAUCCCGCGCUCAUCACUCUGACGUGCGUCAUGGCCUGGGUCUGGGUUGUUGUUGCUUGGGUGGGCAUGAAAUACUUUCGGCAUGCGAAAAUUAGCGGUGAUUGA
Messenger RNA from Trichoderma citrinoviride, 855 nucleotides. RefSeq lists its product as hypothetical. The transcript has a single exon. The record is from RefSeq and is a predicted model, not a curated record. Bases 1 to 855 code for a protein of 284 amino acids. NCBI's taxonomy places the organism in Eukaryota, Fungi, Ascomycota, Sordariomycetes, Hypocreales, Hypocreaceae.